AUGAACAGAUUGAACCAAUUGUCGGGCCAAUUGAACCCCACCGGUAAGGACGCCAUCAGACAAAAGAACCCCGACGACGUCGUCAUCGUCGGCGCCUACAGAACCGCUCUCACCAGAGGGGGCAAGGGUAAGUUCAAGGACGUCGGCUCCGACUACAUUUUGUCGAAGUUCAUCGCCGAAUUGCUCAAGAAGACCGGGGUCGAACCCAAGGACAUCCAGGACGUUGCCGUCGGUAACGUGUUGAACAAGGGUGCCGGGGCCACCGAACACAGAGGGGCGAUGUUGUCUGCCGGUAUCCCUUACACCGCCGGUUUCAUCGCCAUCAACAGAUUCUGCUCGUCGGGGCUCAUGGCUAUCUCCGACAUUGCCAACAAGAUCAAGACCGGCGAGAUCGAAUGUGGUUUGGCCCUUGGUGUCGAAUCGAUGUCGAAGAACUACGGUGCCGGCGCCUUGCCCACCGUCGACGAACACCUCAUUGACGACCCCGAAAUGCAAAAGUGCAUGAUCCCCAUGGGUAUCACCAACGAAAACGUUGCCGCCAAGUACAACGUCCCCAGAGCCAAGCAAGACGCCUUUGCCGCCAAGUCGUUCAACAAGGCCGAAGCCGCCCAGGCCGCCGGCAAGUUCAAGUCGGAAAUCUUGCCCAUUGAAGCCCUCAUCAACGAAGGCGACGAAGACGACGAAAAGUGGGUCACCGUCACCGUCGACACCGAUGAAGGUAUCAGAAAGGGUGUCACCGCCGAAUCGUUGGGCAAGAUCAGACCCGCGUUCAAGGCCGACGGGGUCACCACCGCCGGUAACUCGUCGCAAGUCUCCGAUGGCGCAGCCGGUGUCUUGUUGAUGAAGAGAUCCGUCGCCGAAAAGAAGGGGUUGCCCAUUGUCGGUAAGUUCGUCCUCUGCUCCGUCGUCGGUGUCCCCCCUGAAAUCAUGGGUGUUGGUCCCGCCUACGCCAUCCCCGAAGUGUUGAAGAGAACCGGGUUGCAAGUCAACGACAUCGACCUCUACGAAGUCAACGAAGCCUUCGCCGCCCAGGCCCUCUUCUCGCUUGAACACGUCGGUAUCCCCUUGGACCGCGUCAACAAGAACGGUGGUGCCAUCGCCCUCGGCCACCCUCUCGGUGCCACCGGUGCCAGACAAUACGCCACCGCGCUUCCUCAAAUGAAGCCCGGUGACAUUGGUUUGUCGUCGAUGUGCAUUGGUUCGGGUCAAGGUGCUGCCUCGAUCUUCGUCAAGGAAUAG
Messenger RNA from Diutina rugosa, 1239 nucleotides. It is a transcript of the gene POT1, whose product is annotated as acetyl-CoA C-acyltransferase. Gene Ontology annotation, cellular component: peroxisome. The transcript has a single exon. Lineage: Eukaryota; Fungi; Ascomycota; Pichiomycetes; Serinales; Debaryomycetaceae. Gene Ontology annotation, molecular function: acetyl-CoA C-acyltransferase activity. The record is from RefSeq and is a predicted model, not a curated record. Bases 1 to 1239 code for a protein of 412 amino acids. Gene Ontology annotation, biological process: fatty acid beta-oxidation; phenylacetate catabolic process.